AACCUGCAGAAGAACUGGCUUCGGGAAUUUUACCAGGUUGUACACACGCACAAGCCGCACUUCAUGGCCUUGCACUGUCAGGAGUUUGGAGGAAAGAACUACGAGGCCUCCAUGUCCCACGUGGACAAGUUUGUCAAAGAGCUACUGUCAAGUGAUGCAAUGAAGGAGUACAACAGGGCUCGAGUCUACCUGGAUGAAGACUACAAGUCCCAGGAGCAUUUCACAGCACUAGGAAGCUUUUAUUUUCUUCAUGAAUCCUUAAAAAACAUCCAUCAAUUUGACUUUAAAGCUAAGAAGUAUAAGAAAGUCACUGGCAAGGAGAUCUACUCAGACACCUUAGAGAGCACACCCAUGCUAGAGAAAGAGAAGUUUCCACAGGACUAUUUCCCCGAGUGCAAAUGGUCGCGAAAAGGUUUCAUCCGGACGAGAUGGUGCAUUGCUGACUGUGCUUUUGACUUGGUGAACAUCCAUCUUUUCCACGAUGCUUCCAAUUUAGUCGCCUGGGAAACAAGCCCUUCAGUGUACUCAGGCAUCCGGCACAAGGCCCUGGGCUACGUGUUGGACAGAAUCAUUGAUCAGCGAUUCGAGAAAGUCGCCUACUUCGUCUUUGGCGAUUUCAACUUCCGGCUGGAUUCCAAGUCCGUUGUCGAGACACUCUGCAUGAAGGCCACAAUGCAAACAGUCCGGGCCGCCGACACCAAUGAGGUUGUGAAGUUGAUAUUUCGAGAGUCAGACAAUGACCGGAAGGUUAUGCUCCAGUUAGAAAAGAAGCUCUUUGACUACUUCAACCAAGAGGUGUUUCGAGACAACAAUGGCACUGCGCUCUUAGAAUUUGACAAAGAGUUGUCUGUCUUUAAGGACAGACUGUAUGAACUGGACAUCUCGUUCCCUCCCAGCUACCCAUACAGCGAAGACUCCCGCCAGGGCGAGCAGUACAUGAACACCCGGUGCCCGGCCUGGUGUGACCGCAUCCUCAUGUCCCCGUCCGCCAAGGAGCUGGUGCUGAGGUCGGAGAGCGAGGAGAAGGUUGUUACCUACGACCACAUCGGGCCCAAUGUCUGCAUGGGAGACCACAAGCCCGUGUUCCUGGCCUUCCGAAUCACGCCCGGGGCAGGUAAACCUCAUGCACAUGUGCACAAGUGUUGUGUCGUGCAGUGACGUGGUGGGAAGAGAUGUCAGCGCCUCGAGAGGCCCCUCCAAGAGACCUCCCUGUAGCAGUAUACGAAUACGCACUCUCAACAGCUGCAUCGAGAACCCGCCCGAGCGCCACCCGCUAGCCGGCCGGCCCACACUUCGCUUCAGCCUCCGGACCAUCCGGAAAAGCCUCACAUACCUCACUGUCUUGUCUGUUCAUGUGGCAUUAAGUAGAAACAUUGGGUUUUUUAAACAAUCACAGUCCUGUUGCCAAAACUCUAAUAGACAGCAAAGAGAACCUGUCCCUUAGACUUCACAGUUUUCAGUUUCUUACGAUCGUCAGUGGAGGGGCUUCCAGCGUUUAGACCCCAGUGUCCGGCGUCCCCCUCCAGGUGGACCAUGCCGGGCCGGACAGGCGGAGGUGGGCGCUCCCUUGGCUGGCCAGGCAGCGUGGCCCUGAGCACUCAGGGACCGUCUGCCUCUUCCAGCGCCCCCGCUCCCCCGGGGGUGUCCACUCUGCGCCAUGUCACAUGGUUUUUGAAUCACACUGCAGCUGCUUUCCAUUUUGAUAUAUAUAAAUAUAUAUAUAUAUAUACUUUUUAAAAAUAAUUUAUAAAUCUUACCAAAACAUAUGCUAAAUAGUACUUUCCAGUAUGAAUGCACAAGAGUGUCAAAUCAGCCGGUAGAAUUGGAGUCUCGGAGUUUAGCUACGUGUCUGUCAACACCACAUCAAACAAGUAUGACCUAGAUUGCCAUCAUGGGUGCAAGUCAACCCUGCAGCACGUCUACACUAGCAGUUUGUUACUCCUAUGCCUUGUUUCUUGUAAUAUUAAGAACUGAAUGUGAAGUUUAUAGCUAGCCUGGGUGUACCUUUUAAGAAUUUUGUAAACCGUUUUGUCCGUUUUUUGUUACCGUUUUAUGGUGCCAAGUAUUCUACAUUAAAACAAUAAUAUCAUGGGAGAAAUAGCCUAGUCUGCUUCCAGUAGAAAUUGCUUUUAACAUGGGCUGUAUAUAAAAAUAUUAAAGAGAAAACUGUACAUUUCCUUGGUUGCUGUGCUACAAACAACCUAUGUAAUAACCUUGUUGCAAAUAUUUUUCUUCUAGCACUAAGUACAGCAUUAAAAGGUGAUUAGAGAGUCUGUUGAUGAAACACAAAUGUAUGUUUUAUUGAUUUUACUUUAGAACACUACAGAGUUCCUGGACUGGGUGAAGGCAUCAGAUCGAUGUUCGUUUUUUAUAUAAAUCACUACCACUGCGAGUGAUUUGAGUCCGCUUGCCAAGCCUGUUCCCGAGGGCCAGACCGGGUCUGAGAUGCGCGUGGUCCCCGCCGUCCGCGCCGCGGCGGUUCCAGAGCAGCGUCCGCGCCGCGGCUUUGGGCUGCUGGUCCUUCCGAGGCCGCUGGGAGUGACUCCUCCGGUUCUAAGCAAUAAAAGUGGCCGUGGUGAAGACA
Messenger RNA from Carlito syrichta (Philippine tarsier), 2584 nucleotides. RefSeq names its product inositol polyphosphate-5-phosphatase A (gene INPP5A). The record is from RefSeq and is a predicted model, not a curated record. Gene Ontology annotation, molecular function: inositol-polyphosphate 5-phosphatase activity. The transcript is spliced from 15 exons. NCBI's taxonomy places the organism in Eukaryota, Metazoa, Chordata, Mammalia, Primates, Tarsiidae. Gene Ontology annotation, biological process: phosphatidylinositol dephosphorylation. Bases 64 to 1158 code for a protein of 364 amino acids.